This is a messenger RNA of Scylla paramamosain (green mud crab), 2152 nucleotides long. RefSeq names its product ficolin-1-like. NCBI's taxonomy places the organism in Eukaryota, Metazoa, Arthropoda, Malacostraca, Decapoda, Portunidae. The transcript is spliced from 4 exons. The coding region runs from base 285 to 1214 and encodes 309 amino acids. The record is from RefSeq and is a predicted model, not a curated record.
AGGAUCCUGCUGCAUCUGAUGCCAGCGCGACAAGAGGCACACUGGCGCCUUUACACAAGUGCUGCUUUAUCUAAUAUUGACACAACACUUUACUAUACUAGAGGAGUGAUGACAUUCAUGAAGGACACAGCCUGGUAUCUUUCCACGUCACGCACAAAAAGAGGCUUUAAGUGGCGUGUUGAGGGCCAAAAGGCACCCAGGGCUCAAGACACACGCCAGUCUGCUCUACGCAGCACCAAGCAUCAGUCGCCUUGGUCAGGUGCUCUGACCAGUAACUACUUGUAAUGAAGUUCCUUGUGGUCCUCGCCGUGGGCGUGGCCGUGGCCCAGGCAAGCACCACGCCUCCGCCCGCUGAAGAGAAUAGCUCUUCAGGCCUCAUGGGCGAUCGCUCCCUUCUGUCCAACUUACUAAUAGUCGCAGGCUACAGUGACACUUGCGUCGCCGCCGCCCUGGACUCCUGUAGGACUGGACAAGAGGACAGCCGCCACGCGUCCCUCGUGGAGGAGGCGAGGGAAGUGGUGCAGCAGGUGAGUGCUGCUGUAAACAAAUGGGAGUCUCGGCCACGUCACUGCAAGGACUUACUGGACUCCGGGGACAGCGGGAGCGGCCUGCGCCAGGUAUACCCUUACCCUGGGCGACCCCACCACCGCGUGCCCGUGUUUUGUGACCACACCGUCGACGGCGGGGGAUGGACCGUCUUCCAGCGGCGCACCAGUGAUGCCGUCCGCCAAGAUUUCUACCGCACUUGGGUCGAGUAUCAGUUGGGCUUUGGUGACCUGGAGGGUGAAUUCUGGCUGGGCCUUGACCUUCUGCACCAGCUGACCUCCACCACCCUGCAGCAGCUACGAAUUGACCUGGACGAUUACGAGGGAGAACAUCGGUGGGCUAAGUAUGGAUUCUUCCACGUGGGCGCACCAGAGACCAAGUUCCGCCUCAGUGUUGGAAGAUACAGCGGCAACGCAGGGAACAGCCUUGAAUACCACCACUACAACCAAUUUAGCACCCAUGAUGAUGACAACGCCAGGUCGAGUCAUAACUGUGCCCAAAAAUACCGGGGAGCUUUUUGGUAUAAUGAUUGCCAUCACUCUAAUCUGAACGGCUACCAGUAUGUGGGCAACCACACCACCCACGCCGAUGGCAUCAACUGGUUUCACUGGAAGGGCCACCGCUACUCCCUGAAGCGAACAUCCAUGAUGAUCCGCCCCUCUUUCUGAGCCGCUCUCUUGUUGGCUGUGGCCGGAACGGUGGGAGGCGUGCACACAAGAACACAACACUGUUUUUUUUUUUCUUAUGUAGGAAGGACACUGGCCAAGGGCAACAAAAAUCCAAUAAAAAAAAAAUAUGACCACUGAAAUGCCAGUCCUAUAAAAGGGUCAAAGCAGUGGUCAAAAAUUAAUAAAUAAGUGUCUUGAAACCUUCCUCUUGAAGGAAUUCAAGUCAUAAGAAGGUGGAAAUACAGAAGCAGGCAGGGAGUUCCAGAGUUUACCAGAGAAAGGGAUGAAUGAUUGAGAAUACUGGUUAACUCUUGCGUUAGAGAGGUGGACAGAAUAGGGGUGAGAGAAAGAAGAAAGUCUUGUGCAGCGAGGCCGCGGAAGGAGGGGAGGCAUGCAGUUAGCAAGAUCAGAAGAGCAGUUAGCAUGAAAAUAGCGGUAGAAGACAGCUAGAGAUGCAACAUUGCGGCGGUGAGAGAGAGGCUGAAGACAGCCUCUCAACUGUGCACAGGACGCGCUUCCAGACCACCACCACCACCACCACCUCUUCAAGCUCCCUCUCUGACGCUGCUCUCAGCCUGAGCGGCUCUCUCUCCCGCAAACCUUCGGAGUGGCUGGCCCCUCACAGCCACUCCGGAAGUUUGCGCUGCUUGCCUCCUCACACGGCCACGAGACGUGCACACCGUGCGUCCCUGCACCGGGCUCUGCGUGCUCGUAGUCACGUGACGCUGUUAGGUAUUUCAUUAUAUCCUGUGAUUUAAUUACACAGGCAGGUAGGCUCUCUCUCUCUCUCUCUCUCUCUCUCUCUCUCUCUCUCUCUCUCUCUCUCUCUCUCUCUCUCUCUCUCUCUCUCUCUCUCUCUCUUUGCAGUGUAACAUCCUUGCUGCUAACAAAUGUCAGUAACAAAAAAGAAGCCGAUAAUAAAUUCAUCCUUGCCUUGA